Messenger RNA from Cadophora gregata, 4415 nucleotides. RefSeq lists its product as uncharacterized. The transcript has a single exon. Gene Ontology annotation, molecular function: A2-type glycerophospholipase activity. The coding region runs from base 1358 to 3931 and encodes 857 amino acids. Lineage: Eukaryota; Fungi; Ascomycota; Leotiomycetes; Helotiales; Ploettnerulaceae. Gene Ontology annotation, cellular component: cytosol. Gene Ontology annotation, biological process: glycerophospholipid catabolic process. The record is from RefSeq and is a predicted model, not a curated record.
CCUGAUGCUUCAAGGACCAGACAGCACGCCCCAGCGGAUACUUGCUGCUGGCCAUGUUUGGGUCUAAACCUUGUCGGGAUGCGGUGAAGUGGAUUCUGCCAAAGUGUGGGGUUAAAGUUGUCCCAGCUAUCGCAGUGCUUCUUUUUUUGGCUCGUUGAUUUGUGACGAAGCAAUUCGAUGCUGUCUGGAGAUGCAGAAGUGUCAAGUUUCAGUCGUCUGGUUUCAUUCUCUGCUGGUGGUAAUUUGGAAGGCGCCUGAUUCACUUGUAUUGCUCUUUCCCUUCCCUUCCGCUUUGGCUUGAGUAACUCCAGAGCCUGCUUUCACUUGGACCAUUAACCGCCAAUCAAGACCCUUUAAUAUUAUUGAGCUGAUGCUAGUGGUCAGCGAAGUAUCGCUUCUCCUCGAAUCAAUCAACAGAUUUCUUGAUAUUAUACCGUUUCCUGUCAUCUGGAGUUGCAAUCAAAGGCUUGGAUAAUGAAACGUUCUAGAGGUAAAUUCUUUUCAACGGCAGCUUCACUCCCCGGCAGCUGUGUUGAAAUAUGACAUCCUACUCCUUUGGCUUCAUUCGAUCUUCUUUCGUUUCACAUGAUUGAAAAUAUGUUGCAACUAUCAUUUUGCCCCUUGAUAUGUUUGUGCCUAGGUGUGUUCUUCAUCCAGAAUUAGUUUACCUUGUUCGAUAAAGCCAGGCACAUUUGAUGCCUAACUGUUCCUCCAGCUUAUCACAAGGUGGUGUUGCUAUCCAAUCGGGCAUUUGACUGUCAAGAAGGAACCAUUUGAUGCAUGUUGUUGUGCUUCCUGAAGUGCAAGAGAACCUGCAACAAUUCGCAGAAUUACGGCUUCAUCUGGCAGCAUUCGGAUAUUCCCAGUCAAAAGAACGCUGGCUGUGGAGCUGUCAAGUGGGUGAUCACCGUCAAGCAUCGGUCAAACCUCGAACGACUGCUGUCAUUGUGGCUGCAGCUAGAUCUUGAAGGACUCUCUGAUUUACAAUUCAGAUCGAGCGGCGAAAGACCUACAAAUUCUUCUAUCGGUCUUUCAUCUACAAUUUCUUUUCGCGUCAGCAUUUCCUACCUUUGGGAGAGAAUACUUCGAGGCUUCCAAGGUAUCGAUCGGUCUUCUUCACAUGCUUUCAAGCUUCUGUUCCUGCCGAUCCAUCGUCAUGCCGUCACGAGCCACACCAAGCUUGCGCCACAUCUGUCAAAUCGAGAAAAGUUGGUUUUGGCGCAGAUUCCAUUCACCAAAGUCCAUGUGUUCCUACUUCCACGGAGCUUCUGCUCCUCCCCAUCCUAUCACACCCGAUCAUUGUCUUGAUCCAUGUCUUUUUUUUCUUUGAAAAGAAUCUGAACGGCCCCCAUUCACGAUGUCGUCGUCAAUGCUUCGCUGCACGUCGCGGGUAUCGCGGGGCCUUUUCAGUCACCCUGCUCCACCACAGCUCAACAGCACAAUAACCACAAAAACAUGGCGGCAGCGGCGCCAACACCUUGCUAAUACGACUACAUAUCGCUCACUUUUCUCGAGAUCCAAGUCGAAACCCCCGCGUUCCAUAAUGGCUUCACUCUCGCGAUCAGCUCUUAUCGGCGUCACGUCCAUCGUUAUCGCAGGAAGCCUGACUUACAUCCUGUAUCAGACCGACCAGCUGCAACCACUCCCUCCUACUCGGCUGCGUAGGGAUGUUCGCGCUAACCGACUACGGCGACAAGCAAUAGAAGAGAAGAAGGGGGAGAUCGCAGCAGAAAAUGUCCACAACCUAGAGGUUCUACCGUUCAAGGACAACGUUGAAGCUGUCGUAGCAUCUAAAGAUGAUUCAGCUUGGGGAAGCUUCUCAACAAAAUUUGCGCUCUUUUCCUCUGUGACGGAUCUGCAAUGGAGCUCAGUACCGCAGACUAUCGUGGAUUUUGUUAUGCCCGAAUGGGCGAAGCUGCUCCCGGAAUAUAUUACAAAGCUACAGAAGGAGUUGUCCAUGGCCCCUGGGUCCCUGGCAGAUGAGAUAUGGCAGGAUGCGCAUGACCCUUUCAUAAACCCGGAAAUCGAGUAUCCGGCUUCUGUCAGAGUCUCGUCUGAAUUGUGCGAGGAAGAGAAGGAGUUUCUUGCAAGGAGGAAGAAGGUUACGAGGACCGCUUUGGCAAAAUAUCUGGGCCUGCCAGAGGAGGAAGUCCAUCCAGACGAUGUGCCCACAAUCGCAAUGGUUGGAUCUGGAGGGGGUUUGAGAGCCUUGGUUGCUGGGACAGGAUCGUUAUUAGCAGCAAGCGAAGAUGGACUGUUUGACUGUGUCACCUAUACAGCAGGAGUCAGCGGUUCCUGCUGGCUACAAACUCUAUACAACUCGUCUCUUGGCGGCCGAAGAAUGGAUAAGAUGGUAGAUCACUUGAAGGCUAGAAUCGGAGUCCAUAUUGCAUAUCCUCCAGUGGCUCUUGCAGCACUCAACUCAGCACCUACCAACAAGUUCCUAUUGAGUGGUUUCGUCGAGAAACUCAAGGGGGAUCCGACCUCAGAUUUUGGCUUGGUGGACAUAUAUGGACUGCUAUUGGCAGCGCGAUUACUAGUUCCAAAGGGAGAGAUUGGUGUCGAUGACAGAGACCUCAAAAUCUCCAACCAGCGCGAUUAUAUAAAGCAUGGUGAAAAUCCAAUGCCGAUAUAUACUGCAGUCCGUCAUGAAAUACCCAUUAUCGAGGAAGAAUCAGCAGAAGAGAAGGCGACAGGCUCUCCAUCGGAAGAGACGAAGGCUAAAGCUAAAAAGGAAGCAUGGUUUCAAUGGUUUGAAAUUUCACCAUUUGAGUUGUUCUGUGAGGAAUUUGGAGCUGGUAUUCCAACGUGGAGUAUUGGCCGAAAAUUUGAGGAAGGUCAGGAUCUACCUCAUGAUGCAGAUGGGCUGCGUGUUCCGGAACUACGACUUCCAUUAUUGCUUGGUGUUUUCGGGAGUGCAUUCUGUGCUACGUUGUCUCAUUACUACAAAGAGGUUCGGCCGCUCGUGAAAGGAUUGACAGGGUUUGGUGGGAUCGACGAAAUGAUUGAAGGAAGAGAUGAUGAUCUGAGCAAAGUCCAUCCUAUCCUACCAGCCUCGAUACCAAACUUUGCCUACAAGAUGGAAGGCAAGCUACCGGAGACGGUUCCUGAAAACAUCUACAAGGCCUCCCAUCUGCAAUUGAUGGAUGCUGGCAUGUCUAACAACCUUCCCAUCUACCCGUUGCUACGUCCAGGCAGAGAUGUGGAUGUUCUGAUUGCUUUUGAUGCCUCGGCGGAUAUCAAGACCGAGAACUGGCUAUCAGUCGCAGACGGAUAUGCUCGUCAACGUGGAAUCAAAGGUUGGCCACUGGGCGCCGGAUGGCCCAAGCAAAGUGACACUGCCGAGAAAACAGCUGGUCAGCUUGAAGAAGCUCAAGCAGUGACAGCAGAAGAAGCAGACUCAAAAGUCGAGGACGCAAAAGCCGAACAGAAAGAACACCUGAAGGAAGUCGAGAAAGAAGGUCCAAAAGCCUCAAACACCAAAGGCGACGAAGAUUCAGGCGAUCUAGGGUAUUGCACUAUCUGGGUGGGAACGACAGAGGAGCGUUCAUCCUCAACAGAAGACGUGCGAUCAAAAGCAGUGAAAGAAGACUGGCAGCUAAUGCAACCCGACGCCGGCAUCGCAGUCAUCUAUUUUCCAUUCCUCAGCAAUCCCAAGAUUGAAGGAGUGGACCCUGUAACUAGCGACUACAUGAGCACGUGGAAUUUUGUCUACACCCCCGAGGAUAUCGAUAAUGUCGUUGCGCUUGCGAGAGCGAAUUUUGAAGAAGGAAGGGACAGGACUAGGAGGUGUGUGAGAGCUGUUUACGAGAGGAAGAAGAAGAAGAGGGAGGAGAGGGAGAAUGCGGAGAGAGAGCAGAGGUGGCGGAGGAAGGUCCGCUUGGGUAUCGUGGGGAAGAAGGGUGAGGGUGACCAUUUCCACCUUACUUGAGCUCGAAGAGCUCGGCUUUUGUGAGAGCUGGAAAAGAGAGCCCUCAUUAAGUAUUUCCAGUGCGUGGGUGGCUCCGAGGCUGUGAAUAGUUUCGUCAACUCAUGGCUUGACAAAUGUAAAUUAUGUUCAUUCAAAGCCGAGGGGGGAUCACGGUCUCAUCCACUGACACGAAGAGAAGCGGUGAGGUGUUGGAGAUGCCCGCCCUCCACCACCCACGACUACUGCGACGGUAGAGUGGAAAGAGUUCAAUAGUGUAGCAGCCAGCACUCGUAGGACAUUGAUCGGCGGCAGCACCCGCAUUAGAGUAAAGCGUGUUGCGUCCGUCAAGACUCAAAACAAUCCAUAGUCGAACGAACGUUUGGCUUGGCUUGUGUUGACUAAUAUGUAGAGAGAAUGGAUGGCUUUGAACUAGCGCACCAACCACUUCACAACUUCGAGGUUUGCCCGCCUUUCAUAAGAUGAAGCGUUUGUAUAAAUCAAGGAA